UGCUUUAAUUUGAAUCUCAUCGUUGGUGCAGUCUCAGAGUUUUUCGAAAAUGUUAUUGGUCAACCACUGGCCAUUUUCCAACUUCCUAAUGUUAGCCUAAUUGCGGAAACAUCUGAUAAUUGUGAAUUGCUUCGCCUCCUUCAACUUGUCAUUUGUUGUGCUGUUAAUGGUGAAAACAAAGAGGAAUAUAUUCAAGCCAUUCUCAUCAUGGAACGCGAGGUCCAACAAGCAAUUAUGGAGUCUGUUCAGGAGGUCAUGAAUGAAACAGCAGCUAAAGGAGAUGAAAUCUCGCUAAUGAGUAAAAAUGACAGGGAUGAUGCUGUUGCUCGAAAAUGCCAUGAACUCGAAAGUAAGGUUUCGCAUUUGAUAGCGGAGAAGGCUGCAACAGAGGCCGAAUUGGAGGACGCUCUCCACAAAAUUGCUCUUCUCGAGGAAGCUAAUGUAAGAGGUGGAAUUACUAGUCCCACUGAAACUGCUGGUUCGGUUGCUGCUACUCUACAACUUCAACAACUGCAGGAGAAGCUGCGCAGAGCCCAGGAAGAACUCUUCCAAGCUGAUGCUGAGGCACAAGAGGCAAAACUGCGACUCUCCGAAUCCCUAAAGUCAAUUGAAGAUCUUCGAAAAACGAACGAAGCAUUAACACGGGAGGCAACGAUUGCUAAGCAGGCGAGGGAUGAGUUGGAUGUUGCAAAAGAGGAGCUACUGAAUGCACAACGUCAAAUUUCAACCUUGGAAACAUGGAAAAAACGGCGUGCUGAUGAGACAAAUGCUCUACGCAUUCGUUGCGCAAAGUUGGAGGAGGAUAACGCUGCUUGUCUCCAAGCUCUUUCAGAGUUAAAACAGGAGAAUCGACUGAAUUCAAGUCUCCGUGCGAAUGCAGAGGCUUCAAGGAAUCAGUCAGUGGAGGCAACUUCUCGUGUCUCGGAAUUGGAAUUGCGUACUUUGCAAUUGGAAGAGGAGUUGAAACAAUCUCGGGCAGAUCUGCAAUCCAGUCUGCGCGAAAAUCAAGCAAGGCGUGAUCAAAGUCACCCAAACGAUCACUUUACAGCUUUACACCAUAUGCACGUCUUUGUGCUUCUUGAGGAAAUGCGUCGUUUGAGGGACCGCUACGAGAAAAAUCCGCUGUCAUCUGAUUAUGAAUCAGGUGAUAAUCUUGGCCAUUUUCAAUCUUCACUUAACUUAUCUUCAAAACCCGUCGAUUCAAAUGACAGUACCAAUGAAACGUCUAAUGAAACCGUAUUUGAAGUGGAACAACGCUAUCGUGGCUAUUUGGCGAAAGCUUUGGAGGUAAUUCGCCAAUUAGAUCGGUGUGCGAUCGCGGCAGAGACAACGGUAGCCAAUCAGAACGAUGAGGCAAAGCCCGCUAACGAAUCAGAAAUUGUUCGACUUCAGACUCUGCUGGCUGAAAAGGAAAAUAUAAUUGAACAACUUGAACGCCACCACGAGCAAGCCAGACGACAACGCGAUCUCGAGGACCGCAUGAUGUUGACAGCUUGGUACCACCUUGGAAUGCGUGUUAAUCGUGCUCAUACUGAGCGUCUUCUGCAUGAAGAAACUGGUGAUAAGUUUGUCAAUGACUCCUUUUUGUCACAACAACGAAGGAUUCAUCUCAACUCACCUUUUCGCGGUGCGCCUAGAUCCAAUCUCUGA
This is a messenger RNA of Rodentolepis nana, 1650 nucleotides long. NCBI's taxonomy places the organism in Eukaryota, Metazoa, Platyhelminthes, Cestoda, Cyclophyllidea, Hymenolepididae. The record is from the annotation of a GenBank genome assembly.